CUCAUGGAGGAGCAAGAGCAAGGAAACUCUUCUUCUCCUUUUUGUCUAAGUAUAAGAGCUAAUCAAGGAUGGUGGCCAUACGCAGUUACCUAUACAGUUUUGUUUGCUACUGGCCUCCUCUCACUCUCUCUUAUUCUGACACUGACCUCUGUUUCCUUCAAAUUCAAUAGAAUGACUAUGCUAGCUAAUUCAAAGAUAGUCCCUCUCUUUGAUCUGCUCUUUGACCCGCAGAGUAUGACAGGGAAAGUUCACUUUACUCUUACCCUAGUCUUCAAUACAACCUAUAUCAGCAUAAUGCUCUGGCGCUCUUCAACCCGUCCCCUGUAUGAUUGCAGCAUUGCUGAUUCCACUCCAGUUUACUUGAUAGUAGAGACUCUAUCUUCAUGCUAUCUUAUAAUAAAUUCUAUUGCUAGACUAAUUACAGCAAAGCAUAGAAUAAUCCGGUGGAUAUCUCUUCUCACUCUCGUUGAUAUUUUCACUCUCUCUCAUCCGUUUAUCUCUUUAUUGUGCGGCUACGACUGGUUGGGUCUCAGAGCUCUAAGGUUUCUGUGGUUAUUCGAGGCAUCAAAAGUCCUCAAGGCUCUACCUGAUACUAUUAAUUCUGAAGACAUUGUUAAGAUUGCAAAGAUAGUAAGUCGUUUCAUUGGAGUAUGGCUAUCAUCUAGCGGCAUGAUACAGCUAUUGGAGAAUUCUGGUGAUCCGUGGGAUGCUGUAUCUGAUGAGAUGACAAGCAUGAGCUUCUGGUCUAGCACAUACUUCACUAUGAUCACUAUGACUACUGUGGGUUAUGGUGAUGUUACUGUAGGCAGUGAUUGUGGUCAAAUGUUUACAAUGUUCAUUAUUGUUCUUGGGUUUGUACUUUACAUGUUUUCAUUGCCGACUUUACUGGAAAUUUUAUUGGGAACUCAUCAAUCAUCAAAGUUUCGUCAAAGCUACAAUAACCUUAUUAAACAGGAAGGUCUCGUCAUUGUUGUGGGUAGCAUCACAGAGAAAAACGUUAGCUGUUUCCUCAAAGAGUUACUUCAUCCAGACAAACAAGGCAGACCGACAUUUAGUGUCAUCCUUCUUCAUCCUUCAUUUCCCACUCCUGGCCUCAGUUCUAUUCUUAAGUCACACUAUACACGUGUUCAGUACUAUCAAGGUUCUGCUUUAAAUUACAAUGAUCUAAUGAGAUGUGGCCUGUCUAUAGCCAAGUCUGUUAUCGUGUUAGCUGAUAGUCAUUGCUCUAAUCCCAUCAAAGAGGAUAAUGCUAAUCUAUUAAGAGUUGCUUCUAUUAAAAACGCACUCUCCUCCAUCCCAAUAAUCCUUCAGCUACUAAUGAAUGACAGCAAGAAACUUCUUAAAUGUUUACCUGGCUGGGUUCCAGGUAGAGAUGUUCCACUGUGUUUAUUUGAGUGUAAGCUGAAGAUACUUGCUCAGACGUGCAUCACUCCGGGUUUCUCUACUUUAUUAUGCAAUCUGUUUUUUGCUACUGGACUCACCAGUAGUGGCAUGAAAUUGGCAUCGUCGCAUAAUUCAAUAUGGAGAGAGUUAUAUGCUACUGGUGCUUGUAAUGGUAUUUGCUCUGUUGUACUGUCAGUGUCAUUCAUUGGAAUGAGAACUGCUGAAGUUGGUCGUAUAUGUUACGAGGAGUUAGGUCUAACACUGAUAUCAGUUGGUAAAGGAGAGAAGAUCAUUCACCAAGGUUCGAUUGGUUAUUUUAUUGCUAAUCAUUUGGUUGAUAUACAAGUUGUCCAUUAUUAUUGUUUCAAGUGUCACAGUGGCCGAUCUAGGAAUUUAUCACCUUGCUCCUGUCACAGUCCUCAAGGACAGGACAAGACGAAUGAAACUUUUUCAUUCAUUGAUGAAUCGUAUACCUUUAAUGAUGAUUUAUGUCAAAUUACUUCUCCUCCUACAUGUCCAAUCCAGUCUCCCUACUUCCCUCCACCCACGUCAUUAAAUGAUCAUAUUGUUGUAUGUGUGUUUGCCAGCUCUGACUCAAUGUCAAUCAGUUUGAUGUCUUUAUUUGGUCCAUUACAACAAGCAGGAGACACAGAGCAUUCAAUUGUAGUUGUGUCUAAUCCAGAUUACUUUGAGAGGGAAUGGAGUGGACUAGAGGACACGACUCACAUAUACUUUGUACCGGGUCAUCCUUUGGACUCUGCUACUUUGUCUGAAGCUCAAAUUGAAAGCUGUUCUGUUUGUAUCCUGUUAACAGGAGUAGCUGUGAACGAGCAAGACAACUGUCAGGAACAUGGAAUUGAAGAUAAUGAGGUUGUGCUGUGUGCACUUAAACUACGUCACAAGUUAGGAGAGAAGGUCUCCAUUAUAUCAGACUUAGCAAUCGAUAGUAGCAUACACCUACUGGAUGGCAGCUCUCAAUCAGGUUGGCCACCACAUUUAUCUGAUGCUUUUGCCCUUGGUCAAGCAUUCCUGCCUUCUGUAUUUGAUUCAAUAACUACAGCUAUACUUUAUAAUCCAGACAUCAUGUGCCUCCUGGAAUCACUACUUAAUCUUAAACCACCACAACAAGAUAUGUCGACAUCAUUACCAUCUCUCAAUCAAUCCAACACAAAGAUCAUCCAAAUAUCAAUGCAGUCGGCUGAUUAUAGGAGAUUCAGUGGAUUACAAUACAAAGAAUUGUAUGUACACAUGACAGCAGAGGAUCUCUUAUGUCUUGGAAUAUACAGACAAAAGCAUCAAGGCUCGUAUCAGCGUUUUAUGAUUGCCGCUCCACCUCAUGAUGUCAUACUGUUUCAUGAUGAUGUUGUUUUGGCUGUUUUGCUUUGCUCCGAGUUGGAAAGUUUGUUGUCAGCAGUAUAGUGAUUCUGUUUGCGUAAGCAACUGAAUUGUUUGAAGUGAUUACAUUCAUCACUUAAUCAAUUGGCAUAUGCACACACAAGACUGGAUCACUUAUGAUUAUUAUCGAAAUUGAUGUAUAAAAUUGAUUUUAAUUGAUAUCACUCAAAGAACUUAUUAUACAGUGAUUGACAUAAAUUAUAAUAAUAAUAAUAAUAAUAAUAAUUGAAAUUUAACGUCUUUUCAAUAUACAUAAAAUGAUAUCAUAAUAAUAAUAUUUAUAUAAUACACAAAUUAAAUUUACUUUAAACAGAGGCUGGAAGGACAAAAGAAAAAACUAUAAACACUUUGCAUAAAAAGAGAGAGAAGGUUGACAACCAUUAUAAUAAUAAAUUUGACAAUAAAUUCUCAUUAGUAAUAAUAUUGGUUGGGAUGAAUUAUACAAUAAAUUACAGCUUUGCCAAAAAGUGGGGAAAGGGGAAAAUGCAAGACAUAAUGUGAAUGGAUGAAUGAAUGAGGUGGGUAGAGAAAGAGAGGAAAAAAGAUUCAGAAAUAAUGCAUGAUAUGCUAUAUCGUAAUUAUGAAGCUUCCUGUGUAUAGUAUAGAUAGUAUAGAUAGAUAUUUGUUAUUCUCUCACUUGAGGGGAAGACUUUGUGAUUAAAAAAAGAGAAUAGUAGCUGAAUGGAAGUGAUUUAAAAUACAUAAGAACUAACGGGACAGACCACAACAAGCAAGUGAGACAAAACUAGACUGAAGAAAUAAAAUGAUGACUAUAGGAUGCUUCAAUUCUUUGUUGUAAUAUAGAGUCCCUUUCAUGUCA
Molecule: messenger RNA, 3598 nt
Organism: Amphimedon queenslandica
Lineage: Eukaryota; Metazoa; Porifera; Demospongiae; Haplosclerida; Niphatidae
Product: calcium-activated potassium channel subunit alpha-1-like
Biological process (GO): potassium ion transmembrane transport
Cellular component (GO): membrane
Molecular function (GO): large conductance calcium-activated potassium channel activity
Source: RefSeq, a predicted model, not a curated record